AUGGAACUAGUUUCCGACGAAGAACUUGAAAAAGGGCUCAUCGCCGCUGGGAACAGUCUUCUUCGUCCUCCGUCUUCGGUCAAGGAAUUGAUCCAUCUUCUCGAUCAAAUUGAGCAACUUUUAUCAAAAGUUUGUCAGUCGCCCUCCACAGCCAUACUAGCUGCUCUUUCUCCGGUAAGCAAAGCCCUGGCGGCAAAAGAGCUACUGAAGCAUUCCGACGCGGACGUAAAAGUAGGCGUAGGUUGUUGCUUCAGCGAGUUAAUCAGAAUUACUGCUCCAGAGGCCCCGGAAGACGACGAGACAAUGAAGGAUGUGUUUGAAUUGAUUGUGUCGUGCUUUGAGAAUCUGUGGGAUGUAUCAAGCAGAUGGUAUGGGAAAAGGGGGAGUAUGCUUGAAUCCAUGGCCAAUGUGAGGUCCUUUCUGAUCAUGUUGGAUAUACAUUGUGAGACUAUGAUUGUUGAGAUGUUCAAACACUUUCUCAAAGUUGAUCGUCAUUAUGACGAAAGGAUGUUCGAAUCCAUGGAGAUAGUUAUGACUCUUGUUUUGGAAGAAAUCGACGAUUCCUCAAAGGAUGUACUCAACCCUAUUUUGGCUACUUUGAAAAGGGAAAACGAGGCUCAUCAUUUUAUGACGACGAUUUCGAGUACAUUGGCAGAGAGGGUUAUUCAGAAUUCAGUGGAGAAGAUUACACCUUACUUAGCAAAAGCUGUAAAAUCAUUAGAUGCUUCUUUCUAUGAUUUUGGUGAAGUUGUAGCUUCUGUAUGCGCACAAGAGGACCCCGGUUCAGUCACUGAUGAAGAUACCCCAAUAUUAUGA
Molecule: messenger RNA, 816 nt
Organism: Erythranthe guttata (spotted monkey flower)
Lineage: Eukaryota; Viridiplantae; Streptophyta; Magnoliopsida; Lamiales; Phrymaceae
Product: sister chromatid cohesion protein PDS5 homolog C
Biological process (GO): mitotic sister chromatid cohesion; DNA repair
Cellular component (GO): nucleus; chromatin
Source: RefSeq, a predicted model, not a curated record